This is a messenger RNA of Xiphophorus maculatus (southern platyfish), 10231 nucleotides long. RefSeq lists its product as uncharacterized. The coding region runs from base 6744 to 7664 and encodes 306 amino acids. The record is from RefSeq and is a predicted model, not a curated record. Lineage: Eukaryota; Metazoa; Chordata; Actinopteri; Cyprinodontiformes; Poeciliidae. Gene Ontology annotation, biological process: DNA recombination; DNA integration. The transcript has 3 exons. Gene Ontology annotation, molecular function: DNA binding.
AAAAAUAUCGAGUAAAUGCACAAUACAAUACAAACUCUUAAAAUGUCAUUAAAAAGUUAUGAUUCACUUAAAAAGAAUUAGGAAAAAUGACAUAAUUCUAUACAAGAAUUUCACUAUCAAGAAAUUAAUCAGAUGUAAAUAAUCUUGAUAACUUUGAACAAGUCUGCUUGUUAAGUGUCACCCCUUUUCUUUUAAAUUAAAUGGACAGAAUGUGUUACUUUCCAGUUAUAUAAUCUAGUUAUAUAACUGGUCAGGUUUAAUUAUGAAUUAUGAAUAAGAAGAUUAGGUGACACAGCAUAUAUUUACAUAAACUGAGAAAUGUAAUUUUACUGUUUUGUGGUGUAAAUCAGAUAUAGUGGAUAACAUUUCCAAUCUCCUGGUAGUUUGGGGAGGUGCCCAGGCACCUCUGCAAUUUUAAUUUCGCCCUAGCAAAAUGGCUCUACAGUUCAAACAAGAAGGCAGCCCUCUGACCAGUUUGACAUAAAGCGAGGAAAAUCAGUACACCAGCAGAACUCUCAAAGACAGGGGUGCCCAAGUCCAAUCCUUGAAAACUAUUGUCCUGUAACUCUUAAGGUAGCUCUUGUGGACUACGAUCACACAAGAGGCAAAUACGACUCAAACCAAAUUUUUUCUCUUAUGUGAGCCAUAUCUUUUCAUAGAUUUUCAUAUCUGCAUUUUCAUUUCAAGGCAGCCUGAAGAGACUAAUUCAGAUCUUUUCACUCCUACAAAAUCAGAUUUGUUCUACUUCCAUGUGUUACUAAAUCAGAUAUGUAUCUGAUAGUUUUCAAAGUGUCUGCAGUCAGAACAUUCAUGCUGCAUUUUAGUAGACUUUUGCCUGGAGAAAAAUUGUGAUACCUCUGGAAAAGAUUGAAAAUAAUUUGACCUUAGAGACAUGUUAAACUGAGAUGUGUCCUCUUAGUAGCAUUACAGGUGUCUUCAAGCUUGUAGUCAGUUUGUGUAAUAAAAUAGUGACAAGUAGAUGGUACUGUUUGGCUACAUUGUGUGUACCACACUGAAAAUAGACCAAAUGUAGCAAAAGAGAGAGUUGUCCCAGAAGAUUAGAAAGAAAAUUAUAGACAAGCAUGUUAAAGGUAAAGACAACAUCACUCCAAAUAAUAUAUAAUGUGACUACAGCUGUACAUAUUAUUCAGACGUUUAAGGACCACAGGACUGUAGCCAACUUCCCUGGCUGUGGCUAAAGAGGAAAACUGAUGACAAAUUGAAGAGAAGGACAAUAUAAAUGGUAACCAAAGAGCUUAAAGCAACUUCCACAGAAUUUAAUGGGCAAUUCCAAGGUCAAUGUAUAUCAGUGUCAGAUUGCACCAUCCAUCAUUGUUUGAGCCAAAGUGGAUUUUGUAGGAGAUGACCAAGAAGGAAAGCAAAGCACAAAAAAUAAGACACAAUGCAUAUAAGCCACAGAGCUUCUGGAAGAUUGUCAUUUGGACAGAUGAGACGAAAAUGGAAACCACAAUUUUAGUGUAAAACUGGAGCUUUUCGGUAAGGCACAUCAGUUCUAUGUCUAUAGACACAAAAAUUAAGGAAACUAAAAAAAAACUUGUCCCUACUGUGAAACAUGGGGAAGGAUCAGUUGUGUUCUGGGGCUGCUUUGCUGCUUGUAAAACAGGGAAUUUGUGUAGGGUACAAUGAAAUCUCAGAAUAUCAAAGCAUUAUGAAGAAAAAAUGUGUCAGAAAGCUUGGUCUCAGUUACAAGUCAUGUGUCUUCCAAUAGAAUAAUGACCCAAAACACAAUCUAGAACACCUAUUCAGCUCAAAACACACAAAAAUGACUAAAAGCAAAACAGUGGACAAUUCUGAACUGACCUUCUAGCUGAAACAUGCCAACUGGAGAAAGUACCCUUAAAAUCUGAGACAAAAAAGUAGGUCAAAAUACCUGUGGACAGAAGUCCUAUCGACAUUUACAGAAAUCAUUUGAUUGUAGUGAUUGUCUCAAAAGGUUGCAAUAUUAGGUUACAGGUACCAUCAUUUUUGUCUAGGUUUGUGUCAUUACUAUGUUUUCUUUAAUGAUUCAGUUGAACCACAACCCAAAAGCAAUGUCUAAUUUUUAUUGGGCAAGUUUCAGAGAUUUGCAUCUAUUAUUAGUCUUGCCCAUUUCAUGUUAGUGAAUAAAUACUGAUUGGUUUCUUCACACUCAAGUAUAAAAAGGGUAAUGUGGAGAGGCAUUUUAAGACAAUCCACUAUUAGCAGAUUUUCACGCUAAUAGCUCUACGAGCCUAGACAGUAAUGGAGCUUAAAAAAAAAAAGCAGCUAGCUGUGGAGUAGACCCAAAAGCAAGUGCAAGAGCAUAAUUAUCAGAUCAGUCACAUUUUUGCCAAGCAUAAAAAGCCUUUCAAAGGCAGACAAAGUUGCAAAAGAUGCAUUUAUCAUUGAUUUUCAGAAAAUAAGUGAGCUUGUGGCUGCUAUUAAAAGAGUGCAGUCAUUUUGGAACACACAUGGUCAGCCCAGUUAACAUGCUAAAAGCAGAUUGAAACUACUUUCAACAUGGGUGCUACGCAGAGACCUUAGGAACUUCCCUCACAUGCAAGCAGAACAUUAUUCUGACAUCCAGCAAAUAGAAAAAACUUGUCAUCUUCAGUGACUUUAGACAGGAAAAGUUUAUUUUGAUUUAACAUCAGACUGUGUAGAAGAAUGCAUAUGUGUCUUUUUAUGUAGUGUAUGUAAGCUUCUGGUUUCAACUAUAUUUUCCUUUUAGAGCACAUACUGAUAUGGAUGACACUGUGUUAAAGUCAGUCUCACUUUUCACCUGGACAGAAAUACAAUCACGAGCAGCACCCGGUAUGGAAGUUCUGAAGCCUACUAUCACAGAUCCGCUCCACCCCAGCAUCCUUGGUUCCACAUCGCCAUAGAUUUUAUUACCGGACUCCCCACAUCCCAAGUUUUUCAGACGGUGAAAGACGCAUUGCCGCAUCCUGCCGAGACACCACUCCAUGCCAUCACGCCAGGUGAUUGGGUUGUGGUGAAAGACUUCCGGAGGACGCGUUGGAACUCCAAACGCUGGAGGGGACACUUUCAAGUGUUGCUCGUCACGCUUACAGCUGUUAAGGUUGCAGAGCAGGCGACGUGGAUUCAUGCCAGCCACUGUAAACGGGUGCUGGAGCCUCAGGAGAACACUCAUCCUGACGGGGAGACAGUAGUCCACCAGUCGUCGGAACGACAGACCGAGGAGGACGACGCGCAACUUUCUGAAUGAGGACAAAUUACUUAACUGCUGCUGGUGUUAAGUGCUAAUAACCUCUGACACCGCAGACAGCCACGUUUAAUUUCCUGGAUCACUGAAAAAACCUUCAUUACAAUUGGUGUUAAGUGCUAGUAACCUCUGACACCCAAAGAGGAAAGGACACAACGAAGGAAUACGGCAGAGAGGGAUCAUAACAACGAACAUUGGUUGCUUUUGUACGUCAAAAGGCUCCCCAACUGGGCGUGCCUUGGUGGCGUAGGGGAUAGCGUGACCCAUAUUUGGAGGCCUUGAGUCCUCGACGCGGCCGUCGCGGGUUCGACUCCCGGACCCGACGAUAUUUGCCGCAUGUCUUCCCCCCUCUUCUUCCCCGUUUCCUGUCAGCCUACUGUCAUAUAAGGGACACUAGAGCCCACAAAAGACCCCCUGGAGGGGUGAAAAGAAAAAAAAAAAAAGGCUCCCCAACCGACGAACUAUUGCUGGUCCACUGGUGAGUGGUCGAAGUGGGGUGUGAAGAUUUAAAAUAAAUAUUAAAAGAGUUCCUGAGUGACGCGACGAAAAGUAUUUCAUCAUGACGUCUUCAUCUUGUUCCAAUUACAGACAUUUGUGUUGGCUAUUUUUUUGUUGUUUGUUUGUAUCACUCAGGUGGUGGGUUUUAUUUCCCUCUGAUGAGGUGGAAAGGUCUCCUCUACGUGAACUGAGAGAUGUUAAAUGGCUGCAUGGGAGGUUAAUAUGUAAAAAGUUUUUUGUAGUCUUUAAAUAGUGAUGAUCAUUUGUAUUUUCAAGCUAGUAUCCUAGCUUAGUUUUCCUAUCCUGUUUUGCUCAUUACAGAAAUGUCUAUGUUUCACAAAGCAAGUGCUUGUCCUUUCUACAUUUUCUGCAAAUGCAUUUUAUGUUUUGAUUUUACAUUUCCUUUGAUCUAGCAUAAUGUUAUUUUUCCCUUUUAAGGUUUAUUUGGUGUAGAGUUUUACCUUGUUGAACAUUGUUGUUGUGACAUUGAUUUUACAUUACUCAAAGUCAUAUAUGUGUUUCAGUAUGAAAUGAAGCCUAGGCGCAAAUUCAAACUGGAAGACUCUUUAGCGACACCCGCAUCAUCCAAUCAGCGCAUCCCGCAUAUCGCCGCCGACCUAUCAACGCCGGACCAAGCCACGCCUCACCUAAUCACUGACCGAGACCCAGCUGAUAAGGACCUCCAUCCACGGCGUCUUCCGCUUUCCAGCCACGCUCAAGCUAGCGUUUCCUCCAUGUCCGACUUCGAGUCAGAUAUUCCAUCGGGUUCUCCGGUUGCUUCUCUCGGGAAUCUCGGUCCCCCCACCUCCUCACCCGCUCGCCGCAGCGCUUGCCUGGCCUCGCGCUCGGAUCCCUUGUCCGCCCAUUUCCAUCCUCAGAUUUAAAGGCAUCGCCCUCACCUCCGGCAUUCAAUCUCCCCAAGUCGCCUCGCUCGCGGCACUUCUGCCUCCCGGUGACUCUUCUCCAUCUCUUCUCCAACCAUCCCCCCCCCUGCCGCCUCUGGUCAGCGGGAAGAGAUCCUGCAAAUCCUCUGCUCCCCCCGCCAAACGACACAAAGGAUGCCCUUCUUUUUCUCAGUCGUCUUCAUGCUCACUCGGCCCUUCCUCCCUACUUGCUCCAAAUCCCACCGCUCACGCCUCGAAUCCAAUCUCAGAAGCUCCCGGUCCUUCCUCAGGUCACCGCUCUCCACCCCCCCCACCCCAUUUCAGCCAGUUGCACCUCUUCUCAUCCACCCUCGUCUCCUCCAUGGACUCUCUCCAGCGCUCCAUACCUUCCCUCUCCGCUCUCCUGCACCACAAAGUUUCCAGCACCGCCAAUACGUCCAUAGUUCCUCUCACUUCCGUACCCUCCACCUCUCAACCCGCCUUUCAACCACCUCCUACGACGUUCACCCUCGCCAACGCCCGCCCAAUGCUUCCUCUAGGUAAGUCUAUCUUUUUUUUUUCUUCUCUUUUGAUUUCUCUUCCCCUCAUCCCAUUUUCCGCAUUCGUCAGCUUACCAGUUUUCCUUCCCCCACUACCAGGCUCAGCUUACACUCCCCUAUACUCAAACAUGUCUCCCAGACUCCGCACAAAGAUACUUCAAGGGCAGUACGUUAAUUUGGCUUCCAUCCUCUUACCCUCCCCUGAAGUCGACCACAGCGUCGCCUCUACGGAACAUUUUACAGCUAUCCUUAAAACAUCAGACCCCCACCUCUCGAAGGACCUGUCUAUUGGUCAAUUUCUAGCCGCAUUCAGUAUUUUUAGAGACGUAUUAUGCUCUAUAUACCCAGAACACCGAGUCAAAUUAGACACCUACCUAGCCCUUAUCGCCGACCUCCACUUGCAAUACGAUCGCUCUCUGUUCUACCAGUAUCACAAAGCUUUCGCUAGCAAAGCCGCCGCAGUCCUUGCACGUUCUGGUCAGUGUCUCAACUGGGCCACCCUGGACAUGGAAAUCCUAGUCAUGCUCACACAAGCAGCUGCUUGUCACCAGUGCGGCGCUUCUGGCCAUCAAAGCGCCUUUUGCCCCUCUCUCCCUUUCAAAUCUAAUCCCACCGCCGCUCCUCCACAGCGCCUCAUGAAUCUCGGCCCCCUCGACCGCCACGGAAGGAAGGUGCAGGUAUUCAAUAACGUAUCUAUCUGCAAUAACUUCAAUGAAUGAAAGCAUCUGCACAUUUCCCAACUGCGCUUUUCUCCACCUCUGUAGUCUCUGCAGAGAUGCCCAUCCAAAAUCAGUUUGUCCCCGCUGCCCGUAUCCCUGAAGCCGUCGAGGUUCCAGGAAUUAGUUUCCCGCUUCCUCUCCACUCCUUACCUCCCAAUUAGCCAUUUUGUCUAAACGUCAGCUGUUAUCCCUGCUCGGGCACCUCAACUUUGCCAUGCGUAUUAUCCCACAAGGACGCUCCUUUAUCUCUAGGCUGCUCGACCUAGCUAACUCGGUCCCUUCUCUACUCGAUCAGGUCUCUCUAGACGAGGGCUGUCACUCCGAUCUCUCUUUCUGGUCUAAACUGCUUAACUGCUGGGACGGCAUCUCUUUUUUUCUAUGAUGAUGUCACUCUCUCCGCCGAUUCUAUCCAGUUUUACACGGAUGCCGCCCCAUCUGCCGGUUACGGGGGGUUUUUCCAGGGCAGAUGGUUCGCCAAGAAAUGGUCCUUUCUGAUCUCUCAAACUGAGUCUUCAGCUUUUUAUGAAAUUAUUCCCAUCGCAGUAGCUUGCCGUCUCUGGGGAAGUCUAUGGGAGCGUAAGCACAUCGUAGCUUUCUGCAAUAAUGCCGCAGUAGUGGAAGCUAUCAAUAAAGGUCGUUCUUCCUCCAAAACCAUUAUGCCCUUUCUACGACGUAUCACGUGGCAAUCCGUGAUCAAUAAUUUUAUCCUCUCCGCGCGCCAUGUCCCAGGUCAUGCUAACAUAAUCGCCGACGUUCUUUCUCGCUUUCAAUUUCAGACUUUUCGACGCCUCUGCCCUUCGGCCAACCUUCUCUCGACUCCAGUACCUUCCUUCGAGGAUCUCGCCCUGAACUAACCCUUACUCCUCUCCAAUUCCUGCUCAAAUCAUCUAAAUUCUUUAUGAAAAAUGGCUUAGCAUCUUCCACGUUCAAAUCUUACUCUGUCGCCUGGCGUAAGUUCUCCAAAUUCUGCCAGUCCCACCAGAUCCCUCUCGUUCCCGUCCUCGUUGACACCGUCAUGGCCUUUAUUACCAAUAGCUUCAUCUAUCAUCACUUUAAGAUCUCUUAUCUCCGCAGCCUCCUAGCCGGAAUUAACUUUUUCACCCAGCUGCACCAGCCCUCCUCCUCCCCUAGUCUCUUUUCUAACCAUGCAGUCAAGCUCCUACUGAAAGGCAUCGCUAAGCAGCACCCCACUCCUCCCAACGACCGAAAACCAAUCACUCUCCCUAUUCUCAAAAACCUACUCACCACCCUCAGCCUAAGCCCAUAUUCUCCUUAUCUCAAGUCCCUCCUUUCAAGCUCUUUCCUCCUAGCUUUUUAUGGACUCCUUCGUCUGGGGGAAUUCACCACCCCUAGCAACCUGAUCGUCCCUUCUAGAGACCUAGCAGUUUCAGACCUCAAGUUUCAUCCAGACUUUUUCAGCCUAUCAUUAAAGCAUUCUAAAUCCAAAGGUGCCUGUUCUAUCGUCGUGGCACGUAACAACGGCCCUUUCUGUCCCUUCCUAGCCAUGUUCCACUUCGCCCUCCUAAGACGUAAGAUCAGUUUCCCAUCCGAGUCCCUGUUCCUAACCCCCGAAGGCUCUCCCAUGACCACUACAUGGUUCCUUAAACACCUGAGACAACUCCUAGCCACAUGCAACCUCCCUCCCAGCCACUUCUCAGGUCACUCCUUCAGAAUAGGUGCCGCCACAUCCGCAGCAGUCCAGGGCAUCCCCUCUACAUCCCUCCAGCUGCUUGGUCAAUGGUCAUCUUCAGUAUUCUCCUCUUACAUACGCCCGGACCUCUCAUCCGUUCUUGCAGCCCAACGCUCUCUCAGUGCCUAGGUAAGCACUGCGCAAUUGACUGGUGGUGGUUGGUCUACCCCAUGCUAGCGUAUGUCCUUUUUAAGUUAAUCCCCCUUUCUGUCCUCACAUCCUCAUUUCAGGUUUCAUUCCAGUAUAAUCUCAUCUCCCGCCUGCAUCCUUACCCGUCACCCCGUGAGUUUACUCUUACAUCUAGUACUUCAUCUCCUCGGCAGGCAGUUUCCUUCUAACUCUUGUCUAGUCCCUUUCUACUUCUAUUAUUCUUACUCUUAUUAUCAAUAAAAAAAAAUAUUACUAUUAUUAUUAUUAUCAUUACCGUUAUUCUCCCUCUAUCCCAGCUACGCGCAACCAGCCCCCCCUCUCGCCAACGCUAUCCCAUAUUAACGCCCCAGCUGGUCUUACCUUCCAGCAUCCCAUUAUCCAAUGCUUAGCGGCACCCCCGACAGCCCCAUUUACCAGCUCACGUCAUCCUUCCCUAUCACAGUAACGCCAGACUCCGUAAAGCCCCAGCCAGUAAGCCCCAAGGAAGUAUAUCUUCUCCCGUCUUCUCUACCUCUCCAAGUCCCUGAUUCCCAGCUUCAGCUCCCAGCCCCAGCCCUCACUUUUGGGGGAUCAUAUUCCUAUCAGCAAUCUUAUCCAUAGCUUCUCCUUAUCACCCCAGCGCGUUCAAUCCACCAGCACCUGCCAUUUCACGUAUAGUGGCGUCCCAGCCGGUUUCCCUUCCACCUGCAUCCCCGGCUAGCCUCCAUCUACAUGCACCCCAUUAUUCAUGCAUAGCGGCUCCCUGGCUGGCCUCAUCUUCCAGCUUUCAGCUAUUGAAUGCAUAGCAGCAUCCCCAGCUGGCCUUCAUCUACCAGCAUCCCGCCUAGCAUGCACAGCGGCGGCCCCAGCUGGCCUCCAUCUACCAGCAGACAAUCAUUUCAUGCGAGCCGCACCCCAGCUGGCUUUCAUCUACCAGCAUCCCGCCUAGCACGCACAGCGGCGUCCCCAGCUGGCCUUCAUCUACCAGUAUACAGUCAUUUCACGUGAGCGGUGCCCCAGCUGGCCUUCAUCUACCAGCUCCCUGCCGUUUGCAUUGCACCGUUUCCCGCUGGCCUUCACCCACCAGCGCCCUGCGGUCUAACGCUACACCGCUCCCCAGCUGGCCUUCAUCAACCAGCACCCUACCACUCAUGUUAUGCCGCAUCCCCCGUUGACCUCCAUCUACCAACAUCCCGUCAUUUCAAGCCCGGCAACAUCCCAGCGUCCUCCACCUACCAGCAUCUCGCUAAUACAUGCCUAGCGGCAGCCCUAGUUGACUUCAAUCAUCAGCUUCAUAAUAUACCCCCUUAUAGUAACAUCACCCACUAUAAUCUUAUUAAUUCAGCCUGUAAGCCCUGAGCUAGCAUAACUCCUCCUCAUUUCUAACCGUUCCCGAUUCUAAUUCCCCGGCCCCGGCCUCAGCCUCCUUUUUGGGGGAUGACAUUCCUAAUCUACAUCGGGAAUGCUCAUCCGAGCCUACCGCAAUACACAGCUCGAUGUCCACAGCCAGGGCCCGAGCGCCAAAGAACUAUUAAAUCUGUGUGUGUCAAUAAACCUCUUAAUAGCUGUUUUUCUCAGUCUGAGUCUCUCCAGAUUGAAAUGAAGCCUAGGCGCAAAUUCAAACUGGAAGACUCUUUAGCCACACCCGCAUCAUCCAAUCGGCGCGUCCCGCAUAUCGCCGCCGACCUAUCAACGCUGGACCAAGCCACGCCUCGCCUAAUCACCGACCGAGACCCAGCUGAUAAGGACCUCCAUCCACGGCGUCUUCCGCUUUCCAGCCGCGCUCAACCCUCCUCCACCCCUUCUCCACCUCGGUUCUCCUGACUCUCCAGGCACUCAUCAUCCACUGACCUCCACCACCAGUGUCGGGCCCGGGGGGAAUGACAUUCCUAAUCUACAUCAGGAAUGCUCAUCCGAGCCUACCGCAAUACACAGCUCGAUGUCCACAGCCGGGGCCCAAGCGCCAAAGAACUUUUAAAUCUGUGUGUAUCAAUAAACCUCUUAAUCGCUGUUUUUCUCCGUCUGAGUCUCUCCAGAUUGAAUUGUUUUUCUAGCUACUUAUAGGGGUGUUUUCUACUGAGCUUAAAUUUUUUGUUCGACAUUGAUUUUUGGUUUUUUUACCUUACCCUAACCCUAUUUGAUGUUAUUUCUUUUGUUUGUUUUUAUGUUACCUUUUUUUAUUACAAUAGUUGUUCUUGAUUUUUAUCAUGUCUUCAAUCGUUGGUGUGAUGUCUCCGUGAUUAUCCUGGUUAGCACAUAUACAGAACCGUCUCCCUGGCAAGGAGGGGUUGCAAGAUAAGUUUUCCUACCUAACACAGUGAUAUUGUUACAGGGUUGAAUAAGUGAAUGCCGGUAGGUUUUCGUAUCUUGUGUAUAUGUGUUUGUUUGUUUUUUUGUCUAUGAUUUUAACUAAAAUCUUGUUUUUGUUUUUGCUGUUCCUCAUUGUCAAACUCACAGCUGAAGGGUUUCUGUAUCUUAUGUUUUCUCCUACAUAUAAUGUUGUUUUUAAGUUAUUUAAGUGCCCAAAGGUCUGUAUUAUUAUUAUUAUUAUUAUUAUUAUUAUUAUU